GUACAAAAUUUUUAAAAUUGCGGCUUAGAUUAAUUUUGGGCAUGCAUUUUUGAUUUUUUUUUUUGCUACAUGUGUGAAAUCUCUGCUGUCGAAGUGAAAAAAAAGUUCUUGAUGACAGCAAAUCAUGUUUACAUCAGAACUGCUGAAAAUCAAGUUCAGCUGUUUCGAUUUAGCGGCACACAUACGUGAACAGAAGCAAAGUUUUAUUUUUUUUGAAAGAAAAAAUUAAUAAAUUAAUUUAUUUUUUAAUGUAUGCUUGUAUAUGUAUGUAUAUUAAACCGUAUGUGUGCAAAUCUGCGUGUGUAUGUGUGCGUGUUAUCAAUGAUUGAACUUGGAACCAGUGGCGCAUAUCACUUGAGUUCGACUUAAGGAAACCGGCAGACGUAAUUACUUUGCACACAGUCUCUUGCGAUCACUGCUCGUGAAAGUAUCUAUCUUAAAUUUAACGCAUUAAUAGACACAUUUUAUAAAUAAAUAACUGUGCCAGUUAACGCAUCCACCAACAAAACGCAAUGAAAUUAAAGAUAGCGUUAAUUGCAUUAUUAAGUGUGGCCACAAGUAGUGCGCUUAGUUUGGAAGGAUUCAAAUGUAGGGAUCACACCGUAAUGACUGGCGAUCCUGUGGCGCCAAGACGUACGGUACGUAUCUGUGGUGUGCAGGAUUAUGAUGCGCCGCCAAGCUUUUUGGAUUUUCCAAAGAUAUUUGAAAUUGAGCAGAAAGCGCGGAAUAAUGACGCCACCAAUUCAUAUAACAACAACGCAUUUUGGCCUAAUCGUGGUUAUCUAAGGUCACCUAGGCCAUCGUACGCGCGCUGGCCAUUGGCUCCGCAGCAAACGGACAAUAACGAAAGCGAGGAGUUACUUUCAACACUUAGCAAAAUUUUAGCAGCAGCGCCGGCCACACAUGGAGCAACCACAGGUUACCCUACGAAUUCCCGUCAUCUAAUGGAAGCGGAGCGCUUGCUGCAAGAGAAGCUGCGCUCGAUUACCGAAGAUACAAGUGAGAUAAAGAGUUCGGUGAAUGAAGUCGUCACUAACAUUAAGAAUAUGCUCGAUACUUUGCUAAUACAAAACGCCAAUCAGCAGAAGGAUAUAAAUGUUAAUGUAAAUUUGAAGUUGGAGCCCAGCCUCGAAGCGUUAUUAAGAGACUUCAUGGCUCUAAUAAAAAACGAGGUGAAUAGCGAAGACAAUAAAGAGCCAACCUCAACUGAGCGCAUUGAAGACAGCAGUGAUGACAACUCGGAGGAUAAUGCUAGCUUUUACUCAACAGCAUAUACGAACGAAAAAAGUUCGGAGGAGCAAGUAACCGAAGCACAAGUUGACAGUGCAGAACAUUCGACCGAAAAAGAUGCCACAGAGGAAUAUGAAGGAAAUAGUUCAGUUGAAGAUUUUGAUAAAUGGAUGCGUGAACAUUUCGGUCCGAUUGUAAAGACGUCGACGUACGACGAAGAUACAGACAACAGCGAGCAGGAAAAUUCUGUAGAGAGAUCGGAAGAAAGUUUUGAAUCCUGGUUCAAUGCUGUUUAUCGGAAACAAACAACUGAAACACCAACGGAUUACAGUAGUUUAGAUCAACGAACGCAUAAUUCUGCACAAAGUCAGGAGAAUGUUCAAAAAGAAAGUGUCGAAAAUACGCAAGAGAAUAAUAACCAAUAUUUAGAUGUUACUUUUGAUUCUAAGUUUGACGAUAUAAUAAAGUCUUCCGAGGAAAAUACGGUAAGCUUAGAAACUACAGAGAGCAAUGAAGAAACCGGCAGUUAUAAUUAUGAUUAUAUAUUUGUGCCAACAACAAUGCAUUCACUGGAACCAAGCGAAAUAGUUGAAGAAGUGGUAAAUGGCGAUAGAUAUAACUAUGCAACGGAAAUGGAAGAAAAAAUUAAAAUGCAACAAAAAUUCCACUGCAAUCAAACGGCUUAUUUCUCUAACCUUAACGGUUCAGGGCUUCUAAGAGAGAGACUUAUUAAAUGUCUUACAGCAUAUAAAAACACCAUAAUAAUUGAUGAUCCAUUAUUUAGGCAUAGUGACGGAGAUACGAAAGAAACCGAAGAAACUGAUACAGUCGUGAUUGAUUCCAAUGAAUCGGAGAGUAGUGAGGAAACUCCAUCACCCAUAAUUGUAUCGAACGAAUCG
Bactrocera oleae (olive fruit fly) is the source of this 2129-nucleotide messenger RNA. RefSeq lists its product as uncharacterized. The record is from RefSeq and is a predicted model, not a curated record. Lineage: Eukaryota; Metazoa; Arthropoda; Insecta; Diptera; Tephritidae.